Daldinia decipiens is the source of this 2122-nucleotide messenger RNA. RefSeq names its product cytochrome P450 monooxygenase. Bases 144 to 1679 code for a protein of 511 amino acids. NCBI's taxonomy places the organism in Eukaryota, Fungi, Ascomycota, Sordariomycetes, Xylariales, Hypoxylaceae. The record is from RefSeq and is a predicted model, not a curated record. The transcript has 6 exons. Gene Ontology annotation, molecular function: oxidoreductase activity, acting on paired donors, with incorporation or reduction of molecular oxygen, reduced flavin or flavoprotein as one donor, and incorporation of one atom of oxygen; heme binding; iron ion binding.
GUACUCGGUGUUGUAAGGCGUUAUAAGUUAACAUGUACCAUACAGUCUGGUAGAUGUUGCUAAAAUUGCGUCCCUCUGAAUAUAUAUUUCGUUAACCCCUCUAACGUUUGUCCUGUUAGGUAACUUUGGCGCUGGGAGCUUCGAUGAUGCCUGUCUGGACUUUCCUGAUCGUAGCAGCCGUGGUCUUUUUCGUCUACCAAGCUUGCAAUGCGUUGAGCGAAAAGGCGAAACCAUCUCUCAGGAAAGGGGAUGCACUUAGUUGCGACUCGGUCAUACUGGCAAAUAGAUGGCCCCUAGGUAUAGACUUGUUAGUAAGGACGCUGAUUGCGUCCGAUGAACUCUGCGUGAUGGAGUUCUUCCUAGACAAUUUCCGUAAAUUUGGGAAUACCUUCCGACAGAUUAUCGGAUGGAACGAGUCUCUUAUGACCGUUGACUCGGCGGUCAUCGAGGCUAUACUUCUGUCUAAUUCCAAGGAUUGGGGUUUAGGUUUUCGACGCACCAUUUUCUCCCCGCUGCUUGGAGAUGGUAUAUUUAUCCAAGAAGGCGAUGCAUGGAAACGUUCGCGGGAUAUUUUACGCCCACAUUUUUAUCAUCGGAACUAUGAAAGUCUGGAUAUGCUAAGACCGCACAUAGAUAACUUAUUACAAGCAAUUACCAGCACGACAGCAGAUAUCAUCGACCUGGAGCCCCUAUUCUUCCGCCUGGCGCUCGACGUAACUACCGAGUUUCUAUUUGGGGAGUCUGUAAGAAGCCAGUGCUUAGACUCUAACGUGGCAAGUCAGGAAUUUGAAGAGGCGUUUAAUCUAGCUCAGGCCAUCUCGGCUAAGAGACUUCGAUUCCAGAAGCUGCACUGGCUUGUUAGCGGCAAGGAACUUCGAAAGGCAUGUAAUGUCAUCCAUCGAUUCGUAGACUGUGUUAUACACAAGGCUCUCAUAACUGGCGCCGAUAAAGAGCAAUCUGGGAGACCGCCUUUCCUGAGAAAUAUCGCCCAGUAUUACCCUGGGCGAGACACGCUAAGAGGUCAUACUAUCAGUAUUCUCACAGCAGGGAGGGAUACUACAGCUACUUUCCUAUCCUGGACCUUCUUUCAUCUCGUGAGGCAUCCGUCAAUUAUGGCAAAACUCCAAUUAGAGAUUUCUCAAGUGGACGAGACUAUUGCUCCCUUAACACGAGCAGAUCUGCUUCGAUUCACUUACCUUCAAAACAUCAUGAAAGAAGUAUUAAGAUUACACCCUCCGCUACCCCUGAUAUCUCGCACCGCACUUCGGGAUACGGUGCUCCCGGCUGGGGGAGGAUCUGACGGGAAGUCGCCUAUCCUCGUCCCGAAAGGGAUGAGUGUACUAUAUAGCGCCUACUGUAUCCAUAGACGACCCGAUCUCUACGGAAUGGACGCCGAACUGUUCCGCCCUGAAAGAUGGGGCGAGGAACCCCUCCGUUCUCGCGAAACGACACAUCGUGGAUGGACGUUCCUACCUUUCGGCGGUGGCCCACGGACUUGUUUAGGGAUGGACUUUUCCUUAACCGGGGGCGCGUAUGCUAUAGUGCGCAUCCUGCAGCGCUUCUCUUCCAUCAGACUCCCGGCCGGUGAGCGGAUACAAGUGUCGGGCAAGGAAAGACAGAUGGCAACGAUAUCUCUGAAGCCAGCUGACGGAUGUAAGGUGGACCUAGGCAAGGAAUGAUGAUUCCUUUGGGAGACCGUGUUAUAUGUACAUGGAAUUAUUAGUACCAAGAGGUAAAAUUACUACUUAUAAAAUCAUGACGAUCGAGUCUGCCCUCUUAAAACAAUGGUAGGCAUUAAAGAAAGGAUGACGUGACACUGAUACAGAGGAAUCGAGUUAGCACAUCCUAUCUCGACGAUCGAUUACUCUUUUCUAUCGAAUCGCACGUAGAAUUUUAGGUGAAAUGAUGUUGAUUCGUUUAAGUUCAUAAUAAUUGGGUAAAGCCCAGUGUAAUUCUGGUAUAUGUAGGUAGUAAUAAGUAGGUACGUAAUACCACCACGGACGUAUGUAAGAAGUUUUCAGUUUUAAAUACUCGGGGUCGCCGAUAUUCUAUUGUUCGUAUCCUCAGUGGAUCGUUUCCGCUCUACUAAGAAUUAGAAAUUCUCAUGAACGAGAAUAUAAGC